AUGCUUGAGGAAGAAUCAUUUCAGGUAAGAUUUGUACACUCUAAGCACAGUUGUGGUCGGAAAUACAGAAACACAAUAGUCAACUCCACUUGGAUUACGAACAAGCUAAUUGACAAGUUCAGGGUUCAGCCCAACAUGCCUUUGGAAGUAAUCCAAAAUGAAGUGAAAGACAAAUGGCGUGUGGAUGUAAAUCCAACUAUGAUGUACAGAGCUAGGAGGAAGGCCAAGCAAAAGUUAUAUGGGAAUCUUGAGGACCAAUAUCGGAGGUUGUGGGACUAUUGUGAAACCUUGAGGCAUACUAACAGUGGAAGCUGUGUUUUGAUGAAAGUGGACAGACCAAACCCAAACUUGCCUCCAAGAUUUGGAAGAUUGUAUGUUUCUCUGGCAGGCAUGAAGAAGGGCUUUCUAGAGGGUUGCCGGCCUUUCAUAGGGGUAGAUGGGUGCUUCCUAAAAGGACCAUUCAAGGGCCAACUUCUGUCUGCAGUUGGAAGAGAUGGGAACAACAACAUGUAUCCAAUUGCUUUCGCGGUUGUCGAAGCUGUGAGACGAAAGACAGUUGGAUUUGGUUCCUUGAAACACUCGUGUCUGAUCUUGGGUCUUAUGCCUGCUUUUGAGGUUGUUAUGCCAAUGGCUGAUCACAGGAUAUGUGUUAGGCAUCUAUAUGCCAACUUUAGAGACAUUGGGGGGCAUCGAGGGUUGGCAUUGAAGGAACAAUUAUGGUCUGCAACGUCUUCAUACACAGAAUAUCAUUUCAAUGAUCAUAUGGAAGAGUUGAAGAAAAUGAAUAAAGACGCCUAUGAAUAUUUGAGUAAUGUUGACCCUAGCGGGUGGUCUAGGGCAUGGUUUAGUGACUACUCAAAAUGCGACCUACUAGUGAAUAACAUCUGUGAGUGUUUCAACUCAUACAUUCUAAAGGCUCGUGACAAGCCCAUAUUGACCAUGUUGGAGAUGAUAAGGAAGAAGCUGAUGAGGAGAUAUCAAGCUAAGAGGGAAGGGAUAGAGAAAUUGACUGGGAAGUUAUGCCCUAGGAUUACUGCAAAGUUGGAAGCAAUUGGGUUGGAAGCAGUGGAUUGCAUUGCGCAGUAUGCUGGUGAUUUGAUGUUUGAAGUUACUUGUCCGGAUAAUAGACAAUUUGUGGUAGACCUCGGUAGAAGGAGGUGUGGUUGCAGGCAGUGGGAACUUACCGGAAUCCCAUGUCUCCAUGCAGUGGCUGCUAUACUUUAUGAUUGUGGGGAUCCAGAGGAUUAUGUUGAUGAAUGCUUUACUAUAGCGGUGUACAAGAAGGCAUAUGCUCCAGUUAUAUACCUAAUGCCUAGUGAGGAACAGUGGAUCAAAACGAGUCAUGAUAAAUUGGAGCCUCCAAUAGGACGAGUUGCACCUGGUAGGCCAAAGAAGCAAAGGAAAAGCGGUCCGGAUGAGAGUAGAGAUUCGAAAAAUCCAGACCGGAUGAGGAAAUUUGAAGCUAGAAUGAAAUGUGGGAAGUGA
Molecule: messenger RNA, 1485 nt
Organism: Corylus avellana
Lineage: Eukaryota; Viridiplantae; Streptophyta; Magnoliopsida; Fagales; Betulaceae
Source: RefSeq, a predicted model, not a curated record